UUACAGAUGACCACUCCAGCUAUUCAGAAUGACUUCAGCUAUUACAGAAGAACAGUUAGUCGUCAGAGGAUGACGAAUGAGGAUGGUGAGGCUGGUGAAACUGAAGUGUCUAAUGAAACGGCUAAUCGGAUGUCACUAUUUUACGCCCACGCCACACCAAUGUUAAAGAUGUUAAGUGACACUACAACCAAGUUUGUGACGCAGCACAAAGACCUCCCUGUUGAGAUCACCACUGACUGUCUCAGUACAAUGGCCAAUAUUUGCCGGGAGAUGAUAGAAAAUCCAAACUACUGCUCAAGGUUCAAAAAUGAAGAGACGAAGCUAUUUUGUUUACGGGUGAUGGUUGGGGUAAUAAUUCUGUAUGACCAUGUACAUCCUGUGGGGGCAUUUGCCAAAAAUUCUGGUAUUGAUGUAAAGAGUUGUAUAAAACUUCUAAGGGACCAACAGAAUGACAAAGUGGAAGGAUUAAUGAAUGCUUUACGGUUCACAACUCGGCACUUGAAUGAAGAGUCCACCUCUCGAUCUAUCAAAAGCAUGCUGGUGUGAGGAUGGGGACAGAGGAGAGAGGAGUGGGUAGGUACUGAGAGAACGUGUGACGUUCUGAGAGAACGUGUGACCUGCUUCAUUUCCCCGGCAACACUUUCUUUAACCAAGUUCUUCACAGAGUAAACUCUGUCAGACUUCAUUCCAAUUUCACAGAUGAAGCACCGCUUCAACGUUUUCCUUGUAAGAAAUAUCCCUUGAUAAGCUACCCAAGCAAUUCACUUUGAACGAACUUUUCGCAGAGGUGGUGAAUAUGAGUCAUGAAGAUGAAUUAGGGAAGGACGAAACUAUGGUGCAGGUGAUAGAUGAAUUAAAAAGGGAGGAAAAGCAGAUAUCACAGGAGUUGAAGGAACUGAAGGAACUGGAAAAACAGAUGAAUAAAGAUCUAAAGGCAGGUAUGAGCAAGUUAGAAGAGUUGGAAAUACCCGAGCUAAAGGAACUGGAAACUCUGGAGCUGAAAGAACCUGAAGAUCUGGCGAUAGCUGAAUUGGAUGAUCUAGAAGAACUGGAAGAACUGGAAGAAAUGGAGAUACCUGAGCUGAAGGAACUGAAGGAAGAUUUAGAGGCAAGUGAGAUGAAGGAACUAGAUCUCGAAAUACCGGAGCUAAAGGAGCUGGAAGAUCUGGAGAUAAAUGAGUUGAAAGAUCUGGAUGAUCUGGAGAUAAAUGAGUUGAAAGACCUGGAUGAUCUGGAGAUACCUGAGCUGAAAGAACUGGAAGAUUUGAAGAUAAUGGAUGACACCGAACUGAAUAAAGAGAUAGAAGACUUGGAGUGUUUGAAGAAUUGGCGGCUCCACUGUUGAAAAAGAAAUGUCAAAUCUGUUUAAGUUUGCAAUGGCAGUGUUAAAGUAAUAUCUUUGGUUUCAUCCAAAGAUUGGUUUCGUCAGAAAAUAUAAUUCGGAAUGUGAAAGUAUAUUCAUUGUUCAAGAUGUAUUUCAGUCGAUAUAAAAGUUAUAAAGAUUAGAUUUGCGCAUA
This is a messenger RNA of Octopus sinensis (East Asian common octopus), 1517 nucleotides long. RefSeq names its product CYFIP-related Rac1 interactor B. The transcript has 7 exons. The coding region runs from base 7 to 546 and encodes 179 amino acids. Gene Ontology annotation, molecular function: small GTPase binding. The record is from RefSeq and is a predicted model, not a curated record. NCBI's taxonomy places the organism in Eukaryota, Metazoa, Mollusca, Cephalopoda, Octopoda, Octopodidae. Gene Ontology annotation, biological process: regulation of actin filament polymerization.